AUGGGUUUCAAUUUGCAUGCCGACAACAGCAAUGACCCGCCAGAGGUGCGCAACUGGCGGGUGCAUCUCAUUGCCAUCAUCGUGAGUAUGGGGGCCAUUGCCAUGGGCUAUGACACCAGUGUUAUAGGUGGCACCAUGGCUUUGGACUCCUUUCGCAACGACUUUGGCAUAUCGCGUGUCACUGCGACGGCCAGAGAUACCCUGCAGGGCAACAUUGUUUCUACCUUCCAGGCCGGCUGCUUCUUCGGGUCUCUCCUGACCUUCCCGCUGGCCGAACGUUUUGGCCGCAAGAUAGCCAUUACUAUUGCGACCUCCAUCUUCCUUGUAGGCGGCAGUUUGAUGACGGCCUCGUCAGGUCAUGUGAGCUUGAUCUAUGCCGGGCGUGCCAUCGCCGGCUUCGGCAUCGGCUCUGUGUCGUUGCUGGUGCCUGUAUACAUCGCUGAGACAUCGCCAGCGUCCAUCCGCGGUCGUCUGGUAGGUAUCUUCGAGAUCGCCUCCCAAGGAGGAGGCAUGUGCGGCUUUUGGGUCAACUACGUCGUCAACCGCACGAUCUCCUCAGGACGAAUGGCGCAAUGGCAGGUGCCGCUGGGUAUCCAGCUGCUGCCCGGCUUUCUGCUGUUGGCGGGCAUCUUUUGGUGCCCCGAGACACCGCGUUGGUAUGCGAAACAGGAUCGCUGGGAGGAUGCUGAAAAGAGCUUGACGUGGAUUCGCAAGCUCCCGGUGAAUGACCCAUUUAUCCAGGACGAACUGCAGCAGAUCCGCGAGCAGAUUCUGAUCGGACUUCCACCGCCCGGCACAAAGCACUCUGUGCACUACUAUGUGCAGCGUCUGUGGCGGAAGGGCACCCGCAACCGCAUUGGCAUCGGUCUGCUGCUCAUGGCCUUCCAGAAUCUGACGGGGGUCAAUAUCAUCACCUAUUAUUCUCCACGCAUCUUUGAGACCCUGGGCAUUACCGGCACUGACACCAAGCUCUUUGCGACUGGAUUCUACGGGAUCGCCAAGGCCCUGGGUAUGGUGAUCUUCAGCAUCUGGCUAGUGGAGAAGGUUGGUCGACGCAGCGGACUCAUCUGGGGAGCCUUUAUCGGCAGCCUGCCCAUGUGGUAUAUCGGCGGCUACGUAUUCAAGGCUGACCCAGAGGGUGCAGCGGCGAGAGGCGACACGUCCCGCAACGGCUGGAGCUAUCUCGCCAUGGUGUGUGUAUAUUUGUAUGGACUGAUCUACUGCGCCACAUGGCAGGGUAUCACUUGGGUCGUGUGCUCCGAGAUCUUCCCCAUUGACAUUCGCAUGCUCUGUGUGGCCAUCACUACGGCUGACCAAUGGCUGUGGUCGUUCAUCGUCAGCCGGACCACUCCCUACAUGAUCACCUCGCUUGGUUAUGGCACCUACUUCUUCUUUGCGACUUUGAUGAUCUGUCUGGGCUUUUGGUCCUGGUAUUUUGUCCCUGAAACAAAGGGCAAGACGCUGGAAGAGAUGGAAGCGCUGUUUGGGGCACCCACGCUGGUCGACCAUGAGCUGGGCAGCGUGCGCAGUGAUGAGAAGACCGAGGUCAUUGUGACUGCGUCGCAUGUGGAGAAGAUCUGA
Penicillium canescens is the source of this 1581-nucleotide messenger RNA. RefSeq names its product sugar porter family MFS transporter. The record is from RefSeq and is a predicted model, not a curated record. Gene Ontology annotation, molecular function: carbohydrate:proton symporter activity. Gene Ontology annotation, cellular component: membrane. NCBI's taxonomy places the organism in Eukaryota, Fungi, Ascomycota, Eurotiomycetes, Eurotiales, Aspergillaceae. The transcript has 6 exons. The coding region runs from base 1 to 1581 and encodes 526 amino acids. Gene Ontology annotation, biological process: carbohydrate transport; transmembrane transport.